GAUUGCGUGUUACUUUCGUGCAAGCGUCGGUCCGGCAUGUGCCCGAACAAGAGAGAACAAAUACCUAGCGUAUAAUUAUUAAGAUAAUUUUUAUUAUUAUGAACAGCUGAGGAAACUGUUAGAACAAGUCAAGAUGCCGGGGAUAAAAAGAAGAGGUUCUCAAGUGCCUGUCGCAGAUAAACCCCCAAAACUAAAGAAGCAAAGCACAAGCACUACUGUACAGAAUGCUAAAGGAAAAAUAGAGAAGAAAAAGAAGAAUACAGCUGAAGUAGAUUCAUCAGACUUGCCACCCACACUGGAGAAAAUAUCAUGUGAAACAUGUAUGGACUUACCAAGGAAGAAAGCCAUACCAGGCAAAAAGUCACCCGAAAAGAAGUAUAAAAUGCCCAGAUUUCCGACAUUAAAACCUACUAAACCAGCAUCAGAGGACAAUGAUUUCUCAUUUUCUGCCCCUUCUUUUUAUUCUAAAUCUUCACCUUCAACUAAUUUUACAAAACUGAAAAAAGACCCCACCCUAAAAUUAAGUGAAAAAGAAUCAACUUCUAAAUCGAAGAAUGACAAAGAAAUACCCCAGACUCUGGCUACAGAGGUGACUGAAAUUCUCCCCCCAACUCUAGAAAUUGAGGUCGACCCAAGCUGCACAAGGGCUUCAGAGAUAGAAAAGAAAAUGCAGAAACUCCCAUCUGGUUCAAUUGUGGGAAAAAUAACAAAUUUGGAAUUUGAUGAUUUAAUUUUGCCAUUAGAUGCCUCAGAGGUAAUGUAUGAAUUCUCUGAUGAGAGCUCUUCUCAAACAUAUGGGGCUUCUAAAAUCACGACAGGGAGUCUACAGCCGCGAGCUUCUGCUUUUGAAGUUGCUGAAUAUUUGACUUCAUUAGACACAACAGAUAGCUAUGAAAAGACUGACCAGCCAUUAACAAGAAUUGAGGAGGAUCCAGAGGAGCCAACGGAAAAUGAAAAAAGUGAUACAAAUCCAGAAACCAAUGAAUGUGUAGAUAAAGAGGACAAUGGUGAGGAAAAGACAGAAAAUCAGACCGAAAGUAAACCAGAGUCUAGCACAAAUGGAGGCUCAUCGCCAAUGAAAACUCCAAGAAAAGUCCCUGGGGGACUGAGGGAGAUUGUGUUCUCCUUUGACACGACGGGGUCUAUGUAUAGCUACAUGGAGGAGGCAGGAGAGAGAAUUCGUGAUCUAGUCAAUCGCUUACAGACCGACAUGCCAGGCAUACGUCUCGCCUUCAUGGCACAUGGUGACUAUUAUGACCUCAGCCAUGAUAGAUAUCUUAUUAAAUGGAUUGACUUUGGUGCCAGUAUCGAGGAAGUGGUGAAAUUCUUUGAGAACUUGUCCAUCACACAUGGUGGAGACGAUGAUGAGUGUUAUGAACUAGUUUUAAGGAAGACUCGCGAGUCGUUGUCUUGGACGCCAGGAAGUCAGAGAAGUCUGGUUGUCAUUGGAGACUCUGAUCCCCAUGAGCCGGGCUAUAAGUAUGAGCAGUUUGUCAAUGAUAUAGACUGGAAGAAGGAGGCAGCUCUUCUGAAGGAAAUGGGGGUGAGGAUAUACGGUCUACAGGUAGGAUACAGGUCUGACUUCUACAAACAGAUCUCACAGAUAACGGGAGGUGCUCAUCUGCGUAUAGACAACGCCAGCUUUACCUACGACACGCUCAUGUCUAUUUGUCUACGAGAAGGCAGCUUAAAGUUAUUAAAGAGUUAUGAAAAUGAAGUACGGAAAGCCAAGAAGAAUUCAGAAGAAGGGGGCGUGUUAGACUUGGAAUUAGAAAGGUUAUUUAGUUCACUAAAAAGUGUGGAGGACAACAAAUCUACUAAAACAAUGCUCAAGGAACAAAAACUGGCCUUAAAAGAGGAAAAGAAGGCAAAAAGAGCUCUAGAGUUGGAGACUAAACAAGAAAAGGGUCCAGCCGAAAGUGGUGAAGAUGGGUCACCUGCGAAAAAAGCAAAAACUGAAAAGAAAUCCCCACUUAAAAUUUCUAACAAGUUAAAGAAUUCUCCGUCUGCUAAAAUUUUGUCCAAAGCAAAGAAAACUCUUGCUAAGACUUCACCAUUGAACAAAGUGACAAAGAUUAAAAAGGAAGAAAAAGUGCAAGGAAAAGAAGAUGGUACAGAAAAAGAACUUUUGAAAUCCAAGUCAAAAGAGAAAGUGAAAGUGAAAAAGCAAACAGAAAAGAAAAUUAACUCACCAAAGACCUCAUUAAAGACUGCUAAGAAAACUGUGAAAGCAGAAAGUGAUAAAAGUGGGAAGAAAAUGCAGAAAGAUGGAGGAAAGGCAAAGCCUGGUAGACCUCCUAAAAACACAACCAAGACACUCAAAGACAGUGAGAAGAAGAAACCAGGAAGACCACCUAAAGAUACCAAGUCUAUACCCACUAAAGAGACGAAAUCAGAAACCAAAGAGAAAGCCAACAGUGCAAAGGAAGAGGUCAAAACUAAAGUCAAAGCUAAAGGACAGCAAGACAGAAAAAAGAAGCCAGUGCAAUCCCCCAAAACACUGAAAUCUUCACCAGCAGCUAAAAAAUCGUCAGGGAAAAUCACUAAAACCAAGGUGCCACCAAAAGUGAGCAAUAAAAAGGCAGAUCUCAUCAAAAAAGCAGUAAAAGACACUCAAAAGACCAAGGAAAAAGUCACCAAGAAACAGGAAAAAGAGACCAAGGUGUCAAAGAAAACAGAGAAAUCCAAAACUCCAGCAAAAACCAAAGUGAGUGAAAGUAAAGAAAGUUCCAAGAAGGUGACUCCAAAGACACAGAAAGCAUCACCAAAGGUUUCCAAACCAGUAAAGAAGUUACCGCGGGAAUCUGCACCAGUAACAAAGUUUGUCAUGGGACCACUCAGUGUGUUGUCUUGGGACAAUUGGCUGCCGUUAAUCAGCCACAACAAACCAGACGUGAAGAGUGAAGACUGGAAAAAGAAGUCCAGCGUAUGUCCAGGAUUCUGUAAUGACAAGGUAUACAGUAAUGAGACUUCACAGGCUGUUUAUGAAAUCGCUGUGUCUCCACCCGAAAGCACCAAGCGGUACCCUGUUUUUUAUGCCAUUGAUGCAUUAUGGAGCUGUUUCUCCUCCCCUCAUGUAAAAAAGGAGGUAGAACGAGUUAUAAAGUCUAAGGGGUCUAUCAGUGUACGGAAGGGGUCCCUGGGUAAACCUAAUGAUGCUGUGUUCCAGAAAGCUGUGGAUUUUAUGAAGUUGAACUUUGAUUAUGCGUGGGAUGGCCGGAGUGAGGAUGUAAAGAAAGAUGGGUUCAUUAUUGCUAAAGCAAAGAUUAAAAUGGCAACUGUUUUGGAGGACCCGUCUCUGGAGCGGCAUUUUAAAGGACACAGAGACACAGUAUGCAGUUUGGAUUUCAACCCAAACAUGAAGCAGCUUGCUUCUGUGUCUAUGGACUCCUGUCUCAUGGUGUGGAACUUCAAACCUCAGAUGAGAGCCUACAGAUUUGUGGGACACAAGGAUGCUGUAAUGGAUGUGAAGUUCUCACCCUCUGGACAUUUAGUGGCAUCAGCUUCUAGGGACAAAACUGUUCGCUUGUGGAUUCCCACUGUAAAAGGGGAGUCUACUGUGUUUAAGGCACAUACUGCCACUGUCAGAAGUGUGGACUUUACAUACGAUGGGCAGACAUUAGUAACAGCAUCUGAUGACAAAACUAUAAAGUUGUGGACGUGUCAUAGACAAAAGUUCCUUUAUUCAUUAAACCAACACAGUAACUGGGUCCGAAGUGCUAAGUUUUCCCCAGAUGGUCGUUUAAUUGUGUCUGGCAGUGAUGAUAAGACAGUCAAAAUUUGGGACAAAAACAGCAAAGAGUGCAUACACACAUUCUAUGAACAUGGAGGGUUUGUAAACCAAGUAGAAUUUCACCCGAGUGGGACAUGUAUUGCAUCAGCUGGAACAGACAGCACCGUCAAAGUGUGGGAUAUCAGAAUGAACAAACUCUUACAACAUUACACAGCACACAGUGCGGCAGUGAACAGCCUAUCGUUCCACGCCAGUGGUAACUACCUGAUAUCGGGGUCGGAUGACUCGACGCUGAAGGUGUUUGAUCUACUGGAGGGUCGAUUGUUCUACACACUGCACGGACACCAGGGUCCUUGCACAGCAGUGGUCUUUUCCAAAUCUGGUGAAUAUUUUGCAUCAGGAGGAUCAGAUGAGCAAGUGCUUGUCUGGAAGACAAAUUUUGACCAGCUGGAUUUUUCGGAAGUCCUUCAGUCUCACAAAAAUAAACAAGAGGAGACAACUCCAUGUGAUCCCAGUGUAUCUGAUAUACCUCCACGAGUUGUCAAAAAACCCGCCAAACCUAAGUCACCAAGAGGGUAUGAUGCGAGAACAGAGCUUAAAAAUAUGGACGAUGAAUCAGUACCUGUAACCGAUGUAGGACCAGCUAUGUUUGCUCCGGAGCAGCAAAACGGUGUAAGUUUUGACAUUGAUGUAAGGAAUUCUGAGCCCGAGCCAACAAUACGCACCACAAAGGACCGGCCAGCCACCACCCAGCAGUUAGAACCACAGGCUCUCCCCCCGCAGCUCGCAAAAACCCUAGAGCAGAUUGUAGGCCAGCUAGAUGUACUCACUCAGACUGUUUCGUUGUUGGAACAGAGACUAACAAUGACAGAGAACAAGUUACGGGAAUGUAUAGACAAUCAGCAAAGACUGACACUACAGGUUCGCCCGCUGGACUGAUCUGGUCCUCACUCCGUUAGAUAUUUAACUGUAUGUAAGGAAUAUUUCUGAGAGGCAUUAACGAGAUGAACAAUUCUGACAGAGUAGGUUUAUAAACCAGUGCUCAGUGACAGUCCAUAAUUCAUUUGAUUUUCCUAGUGCAGCUUCAUGAGGAAACAUGCCGUGCAGCUAAACAAAAAAGAACAAACUGCAAUGAUAAAGACAGUCGUGGUCUGCUGAAUAAUCUUGCUUAAAAAUUUAAAACAUUUUAUUGUUUGAAUUAAUUUGUGUAGAAUAAGGAUUUUAUGAGCCAUUUGCUGCAGUAUGACUUCUUUGCCUAUUGCAAGAAUGUUUUAAAGUUAAUUAUUUUAAAGAAAUUAUUUCCGAUCAGUAAUAAAAAAAAUCUUCAGCUAGGAAAGAGAAGAAAUAUUCUGUUCAAAGAGGUGACAAUGAAAAUCUCUUGAGUUAAUUCAAAAGUUGGUUGUAAAGGAAGACUCAGAAUGUAUCUUGCAUUGUAUUCAUUUUAGAAGGAAUCCGUCCAUGUGUGAAUCUCUGUCAUUUAUCAAGAAUAGUUUUUUAAGACAAAUAGUCUUACAUUUUAGCUUUGUUUUUAUUACAAUAUAUCUCAUUUCUUUUUCAUAUAUAUUACUAUUCAAUAUUGAUAUUAUUAUCUAAUAUUCAAUAUUGAUGUGAUUCUCUUAUGAAUUCAUGUUAUAAUUUUCAAUGUUACCAAUUCAGUUACUUUGGAUACUUUGUAUUUGGGUUAGUCUUAUUUCUGAUGAUCAGUUUACUCCAGUGAGCUUGUACUUCAUUCAGUUAUUUCUCCAGUUAUGCACUGUGUUAAAAUCUCAAAAAUGAAGUAAAAAAUAUGAUAUUAUAGAUAUAAAACAAGUGGUUCGUCCCUUUUGUUCACUUAUCUGGAACAUAAUUUAAUUUUGGAUAUACCGCGUCAUUUGAUUGGAUUGAAAAUUAAUCUAAAUUGUAUAAUCUGGGUUGCCUAGGUCACGAUGACUUAUGUCAAAAACGUAUCAAUCCGCUUGAUGUUACGUUUAAAAUAUGAACAAUUUGAAGACGUUUUAAUGGGAGAAAUUGUUUUGUUUUCUAUACUUAAUGAUAGAAAAUUAAAUUAUAAGGAAUGAAUUAAAUAGCAACCCAGUUUAUACUGGUAUAACCUGGAUUGGAACACUUGACGCUUCACGGUUUAUAAAGCGUAAACUGCCCCAACCCAGGUUAUACAGUAUAACGGGUUGCUAUUUUACUCAUUCCUAAAUUAUAGACGGCAUUAAAAAAUUUCGUCAGUGAAUUAAUAAAGGUCUCUUAUUUUCCUAUGAAUUCUUUAUAAUUUAAAUGAUUUUUUUUCCUUUAUAUUUUCUGAAAGUAUAAAAAAAAAAUGACAAAGAUUUGUUUUGAAUAAAUACAUCUACACAUCACUUUUAAACAUACAUAUAUUAUUUUGUUUUAAUAUUCUUUUGAUAAUUAACUUGUUGUAAAAUUGAAUUUAAUGUUUUUAUUGUUUCAAUUUUUUUUUUUAUUGAAGAGAAUUCAUGUCCAGGAUAUUCUUUUCAAACUUUUCAUACUUCAGAAAACUUCAGUACUACCUGUACAUAACAGAUACAUUUUACAAUCCUUUAUGCAAACUGCUGUUUUAACAACUUGCUUCAUUUUAAAAUGUGGAACUGUGCCUAUGUCUAAAAACAUGUGAACACAUUUUUAAAAUUUUCACUUACUGAAUAAGGAACAUUUAACAGGUUACACAAAUAUAUGAAUUGAGAGAAUUGCAGAGUUCUUCAUUUCAGAAGUAGAGGAUAGUGUAUUGAGAAGUAAUUGAUAGUGUAUAUCUGACAGAGAAGUUUAUCUGUGUUUGAAUGAAAGAAUGAAUUGUUGUCUUACUAGUGCACAUAUUGUGAUAUUGGACAAAAACUAGAAAGAAGGUUCUUAUGUAGUAAUGCUGAUAUUUAUUAUUUUGUAAAUAAACAGAAAAGUGUU
Saccostrea cuccullata (small rock oyster) is the source of this 6637-nucleotide messenger RNA. RefSeq lists its product as uncharacterized. The coding region runs from base 134 to 4672 and encodes 1512 amino acids. The transcript is spliced from 19 exons. Gene Ontology annotation, molecular function: protein binding. The record is from RefSeq and is a predicted model, not a curated record. NCBI's taxonomy places the organism in Eukaryota, Metazoa, Mollusca, Bivalvia, Ostreida, Ostreidae.